Pteronotus mesoamericanus is the source of this 3898-nucleotide messenger RNA. It is a transcript of the gene DUSP19, whose product is annotated as dual specificity phosphatase 19. Lineage: Eukaryota; Metazoa; Chordata; Mammalia; Chiroptera; Mormoopidae. The transcript has 4 exons. Gene Ontology annotation, molecular function: JUN kinase phosphatase activity. The coding region runs from base 176 to 841 and encodes 221 amino acids. Gene Ontology annotation, biological process: regulation of MAP kinase activity; protein dephosphorylation. The record is from RefSeq and is a predicted model, not a curated record. Gene Ontology annotation, cellular component: cytoplasm.
CUGGGAAAGAGGGAGCUGGAAGUCAGUUUCUCGGGUGGUGCUCUUUGCUAUUGUUACUGGAGGGCGGUGCACCCUUAGGCUGCAUUUGUUACCUGAGCAUUAAGGGACGGGCAGUGCACCCCUUUUCUGUGCUGGCUGGAUUUGCUUGUUUUUGUUCCUAGUCAUUGCUCAUGUAAUGCACUCCCUUAACCAGGAAAUUAAAGCAUUCUCCCGGAAUAAUCUCAGGAAGCAAUGCACCAGGGUGACAACGCUAACUGGAAAGAAAAUAAUAGAAACAUGGAAAGAUGCCAGCAUUCAUGUUGUGGAAGAAGUAGAGCCGAGCAGUGGGGGUGCUUGUGGUUAUGUGCAGGAUCUUAGCUUGGACCUGCAAGUUGGCAUUAUUAAGCCAUGGUUGCUCCUGGGCUCACAAGAUGCUGCUCAUGAUCUGGAUACACUGAAAAAACACAAGGUGACUCAUAUUCUCAAUGUUGCAUAUGGAGUUGAAAAUGCCUUCCUCAGUGACUUUAUAUAUAAAAGCAUUUCUAUACUGGAUAUACCUGAAACCGAUAUCCUGUCUUAUUUUCCAGAAUGUUUUGAAUUUAUUGAACAAGCAAAAAUGAAGGAUGGAGUAGUUCUUGUUCAUUGUAAUGCAGGAGUUUCCAGGGCAGCUGCAAUUGUAAUAGGCUUCCUGAUGAAUUCUGAAGAAAUCUCAUUUAGCAGUGCUUUUUCUUUGGUGAAAGAUGCAAGGCCUUCCAUAUGUCCAAAUGCUGGUUUCAUGGAGCAGCUUCGUACAUAUCAAGAGGGCAAAGAAAGCAAUAAGUGUGACAAAAUACAGGAAUUAGAAAGGGACAACAGUUCAUGAGUUACACUCUAAUAGAUGAAGGACAAAUAAUUUCUGAGUUGGCUUCUAUAACCACCUUUCCCCUUUUUUAUAGAGUAUAGUAAUAAAAACUUCCUUUUUUCUUGUUCUUUUCAAGUGAAAAUGGAGGUCAACUGAUUGUACUGAGCUAGUAUAUAAGUAAUUUUUAAAAUUAUAUUAUUUUCUUUGUUAUUAUAAUGUGUGAUUAAAUGCUUCUUUGAUUUGCUAAGGGAGAAUAACAAUGUAUUACCAAUAAUUGACUUAUGUAGAAGAAAAAAUUUUUAAAUUUAAAGUCUAUGUUAAAAAUGGAAAGAUUAAAUCAGUUGAUUAAGACUUUUGGUACUUUUCUAUUCCGGCUACUGUAUCCAUGAAGGAAAAAAUUUGAAAUGCUACUUGACUUACUAUUUAAGAGGGAGAUAAAUUUCUUGGUAAACAAUUUAAGAUUAAAAACCAAUACCUUAAACCUUCCAAAAGAGGUAACCAAAAUGUGAAGGUUUACACAAUAUUUAUGUAGUGGUUACAAUAUUCAAAAAGUGUUUCUGUCCUUUUAUGAAAAUGUACUCAUUUUUCAUUUUGAUUUUUUUAAAUUUAAUUAUAUUCCUUGGAUUUAACUUUUUGUGUAGAUUUUCUCUCUUACAUUAUUGUGAGCUUAUGGUGCUUUAAUUAGGUGAUCUAGUCUCUUACAGUGUAUGCUUUUUAUCCUGGGUUCCUAGCGUUCUGUUUUUGGGUCCUAUGGCAUAAUUUUUUGAUCUUCUUGGAUCUGUGGAAAAAUAUUUUAUACAAAAAAAUCAUUUUUUAGAUGUGAUUUGUUUAAUGAUCUGUUUUCUAGUUCAAUAUUAUACUAGAGAACAUAUUUUUAAAGAAGGAAGGGUUAUGGUUUUGUAAGGAAUUUUAAAUACAUUAUGAGAAAGCCUAAAAUUAUUUACAAUUUUAUCUCUAACCAGAGGCCUUGAAUAGUUUUAUUUUAAAAUAUUAAGUCUCCAGUGAGGGCUGGCUAGGCAGAGGGGAGUAAAGGGGGGAAAACUGGAACAACUAUAACAGCAUAAACAAUAAUAAAAAAAUAGAAAAUUAAAAAAAAAAUCUCCAUAUUGGCAAGGCUGAACUCUACAUUAUAAAUUUGCUUAAAGGUAUUCUUUGACUUGUUCAAAAUAAAGUGUACUUAAAAUUAAUAUAGUAAUUAUGAUAGGAUUUAUUUAAUAGCUUUCAAGUAACCUUUCAUGACUUAGAAAAUAUCAUUGCCAUUUGGAUAUUAUUAAGAAAGUCAGCUCUUCUUAAUUACAUAUUCUAGAGAGCUAAUAUAUCCCCAUAUGUAAGGUGGAAAGUGCACAUCGAGCACAUCUGCAUGUUUGUGGAAGCAGGCUUUCUUAUGCUGUUGGGAGCAAAAAAGUAAAAGUGAUCAAUGCAAAUUAUGUCUCGAGAUCACUUACAGCUUGACAAGAUGCCAUCACAUGCUAAACAAUGAAUGUUGCUUCUGCUGAGAAGCAAUAUAAAUGUAAUCAACAUACAGUCAGUUGUCUGAAGCUAACAAUGGCAGACAGAAUCAUCUUAAAUACGAGGUUGAUAUGUAAUGUCUCUGAGGUCAGUAUUGCUGAGGGUUUGCAGGGUGAACGUUUUCCAUUCAUGUGAAAGCAUUUAUUUAAAUACAUUUCCUUUUGCUAGGUGCUGUUCAGUUUUCAGGCAUUAAAUGUUGUGACAUGAAGCCUUGAAUAGAACUUGUUCAUAAUGGAUAGUAUGUUACUUAUGUCUGUAUUUUGUAUGCUUAGGUGUUUCCUGUAGUUACCUGGUUAUGGUGCAAGAUCAUAUCCUCUGUAUCAUCUACCGAAGUGCUUUGAGCAUCUAUUUCAUUUUAUUUUAAAUGAUAAUAGUUUGCUAUAUCUAAAAUAGCUCAAUAAAUGUAAUUCAGUCUUUUAAAUUAGGGAUACUAUGGUAAGGCAAUGAUUGGUCAUCUAUAUGAGUAUCUAGCAUGUUUAUUGUGUUUCCCAUGGAUGUAAGCCACUCUGUCAUAACUGGUUAUUUAUAAAAAGGAAUUUUAUCAUUAUGAUUCUUUAUCUCCCAUAUUAUAUAUAAAAAAUGUGUACCAAAUGUAAGUCAGUUUUGAGGGAAAGGGAAAAUAUUUCAAGGUGUGUUUACCUCUAUUUUAAAAUAGAUUUUUCUACAACUUUUUAAAGUAAAGAGGAAAUGAAAAUAUCUUUUGUUUUUAAACAUUGAAAAGAAAUAUAAAGCCUUCCUAGCAACCUGAAAAAGAAGAGAAGAAAAAAGACUGGAAAAUAUCAUACAAUUCUAUUUACUUGGUUAAUAUUUUAAAAACAUUUUGCUAACUUUACACUUUAGUAUAGGCUUGUGAUGACAUAUAGUUUGUACUGAAAAUGAAGAAAUAUUUAAAUUUUUGAAAACUGAGAAAUCUUUUUCUUAUAUUCUUUUGGAUAAAAUUUAGACCCUUAUAUUAACUCAAAGAUUUCAGAUAAAAUGGAAUGUAGUAUUUAAAAACUGUCACUGCAGUUUUACUUGUGCAUCAUUUCUUCCCUAUUGAACCUUGACUGAAAUGUAUGAAUAUACCACAUUCAUGUAGUAUGAAUAUUCAUUGUGUAACAUGGGGGACAUAUUUCCAUUCUGAUUGAUAAUUUCAGUGGUGAUGGGGAAACGUGAACUUGUCACCUGAUUGUUAGUAGCAUAAGUGGUUUAAAUGUAUAUGGCAAGUACCCCUUAAAAGGUAAUUUCUCCAAAGAUUCUUGAAUGUAGCAGGUAAAAAUCAGAAUAUUGUCUUACAAUCUUACCCAGUGAGUUAAUCAAUGAAUUGAUUCCUUUAUAAGCAAAGCCACAAUACAUUUUAAAAUCAGAAAUGUAGCAAAAUGAAUUACUUAGUUUUGUCAGGUAACUCUAAAUAGUUGAUUGUUCUGCCCAAAGGAUCCUGAGCAUAUUUAGUUACCCGGUAGUUAUUUAAGAAUUUAAACCAGAUUUUAAAGUUUUAUAUUCUUGGAAUAUGUACAGUGGCAUUUACAGUUAAAUUAAUGGUUGUUUCUGUUGAUAUACUUUAAAAAUAACAAACUUUUCUAUCUCAAG